AUGAAACUACUACUAAUUUCGCUGCUUAUAUGCGUAUGGGAGGGCGUGUCGGGUAAGUGCGGUUACGACGCCUGUCCGGCUACCGAUCCCCAUAAGCUGAACAUACACCUCAUCGCCCACUCCCACAACGAUGUCGGCUGGGUUAAUACCGCGGACCAAUUGUACGACGAUCACGUCGUAAAGAUUUUAGGCACCGUAGUGGAGGAGUUGCAAAAGGACCCGGCACGUAAAUACACCCAGGUGGAAAUGUAUUUUUUCCACCGAUGGUGGCUGAGUCAGACAGACGAGCUCCGGGAUGUAGUUAGGAAAUUGGUGGCCGAGGGUAGGCUAGUGUUUAUUAAUGGUGGUUGGACGGUGAAUGAUGAGGGUGCCGCUCAUUAUAAUAAUAUUAUUGAUCAAAUGACCAUGGGACUGAAAUUCUUAAACCAAACAUUCGGGACCUGUGGUAGACCAAAAAUAUCCUGGCAAAUUGACCCAUUUGGCGCCUCCAUCGAAAUGGCGGGGCUAUUCGGCCUAAUGGGGUUCGACGCCAACGUGUACAACCGGGGCGUACAGAAGGGCGAGUACAUAUGGCACACGUCCAAGGAUCUGAAUACCAAGGUGUUCACCACCGUUUUGCACGACCACUACUACCCGCCCGGAGGGUUCAACUUCGAGAACGCCAACGAAUCCAUAACCGACGCCAAUGUCAAGGAGAGGACCGUUAAGUUUAUCGACUAUUCCCGGAAUUGGAACAAAGAUUAUGGUAACUCUAGUCACGUGUUGGUCACGAUGGGCGGCGAUUUUUUUUAUGAUGUUGCCAGUAAGUGGUACGAUAACAUGGAUAAACUGAUCAAGGAGACUAAGGCUAGCCAUCCCGAUGUCAAUAUGAUAUACUCGUCGCCUAAUUGUUAUAUUAAAGCGCUUAAUGGUAUGAACUUGUCGUAUGCGGAACGAGAUGUCGACUACUUGUCGUAUUGGGUGGGCUACUACACGAAUAGGCCGGCAUUGAAAUAUCAGGAUAGACAGACUAAUAAUAUUUUGCAGGCGAGCAAGCAGUUAUCAGUAAUAGGGCGUUUAGACCCGGCUAAAACAAAAGCAUACCUGGACGAGGCAGCCAAUGAGGUGGCUAUAAUGACACACCACGACGCCAUCACCGGCACCUGCUCCCAGGGCGUAUGCGAUGGGUACACGGGUCGACUUCAGUCGGGAUACGCCGCCAGUAAAGCCGUUAUCCGAAAGGCUUUUGAGUACUUGAAGUCUAAAACUGGUGACAAAAAAGUGGUUUUAAGUGACGUUUUCUGCGAUGCAUUGAAUAUAACGGAUUGCAGUCUAACGGAGACUAACGACAGGAUUGCCGUCACUGUGUAUAACCCGAUCGCCCGACCCGUCGAACAUUAUAUUAGGGUACCGGUGGUCGACGCCAAGUAUGAGGUGUUUGAUGAAAAAGGACAGGCGGUUAAGUCCGUUGGCAUACUCCCGGUGUCAGACGAUGUCCGAAAGUUACCCGAACGUAAUGGUAGUUUAGGAACCCAUGAGUUGGUAUUUAGUGGGCAGUUACCCGCCCUGGGGUUUACGACAUAUUUUGUAGAGAAACAAAAAGCUAUAAAAGAUACCCAUACAAUGGACAAUAAUCAACAAGCCCAGGCCCCGAUAGACAUGAAAGGGAAAUCAUUUACGUUGCACAUUAACGAGACUACCGGUGCCAUCGAGUCCAUAACCGUCAACGGGACGACCCAUAAAUUACGUCAAUCGUUCAAAUGGUACAAAUCGGUGGGCAAUCAGCCGCCCCUCGAGGACUCCGGGAGCUAUAACUUCUGUCCGGACGGUAACGCCCGCGACUACGGCACUCAAAAACUGGUGGCCCGGCACACGUCGGGAGGUGUUCACGAACUGAGCCAGGUGUUUGCCGACUACAUACACCAAACAGUACGUACCUAUGAGGACAGGGAUUAUAUUGAAUUUGACUGGACGGUAGGGGGUAUACCUAUCGCCGAUAAGAUUGGCAAAGAGAUAAUCACGCGGUUUGAGUCGGAUUUGAAGUCGGAUGGCGUGUACUAUACGGACGCCAACGGCAGGCAAACCAUACGCCGGAAGUUUAAUCCGCAGGCGAAGAUUUGCGGCAAUAAUGUGAUCGCCGCUAAUUGGUUCCCGAUUUAUAGUCACGUGGCCAUUAGAGAUGAGAAACAGGGUCUAGCACUGACUGUCCUAAAUGACCGGACUCAGGGCGGUUCGUCGCUAAUGGACGGGUCGGUGGAGCUCAUGGUUCACCGGCGGCUUCAAUAUUCAGGCGCCGGUAGUGGCCUAGUCCUCAACGAGACCGGCAUCGAUGGUAAGGGUUUGGAGGUCAGGGGUAAACACUACCUCUUCCUUCAGCCCAUAGCCCAAUCACCACGACUUGUGCGCCGCCUAUCGGAGCAGCUAUUUAUGGGACCCAUCGAGACGUUCGCGACGUAUAAGACUCGUGAGGAAUAUUCCGGGGAAUACUCCACCAGUUUUUCGGGUGUCGGCGAUCAGCUCCCGGAGUCGGUCCGGUUGCUAACAUUAGAGAAGUGGUCGGACAGAGAGGUGUUGGUUAGGUUUGAGCACAUGUACGAAAAGGCCGAUAAUGUGAGCGACCUUUAUAGUUAA
Oppiella nova is the source of this 2610-nucleotide messenger RNA. The record is from the annotation of a GenBank genome assembly. Lineage: Eukaryota; Metazoa; Arthropoda; Arachnida; Sarcoptiformes; Oppiidae.